Molecule: messenger RNA, 1523 nt
Organism: Triplophysa dalaica
Lineage: Eukaryota; Metazoa; Chordata; Actinopteri; Cypriniformes; Nemacheilidae
Product: claudin-3
Exons: 1
Coding region: 68-718 (216 amino acids)
Biological process (GO): cell adhesion; bicellular tight junction assembly
Cellular component (GO): plasma membrane; bicellular tight junction
Molecular function (GO): structural molecule activity
Source: RefSeq, a predicted model, not a curated record
AUAAGCGUCUUAUCUUACAGGUGCUUACUGUUUUCACUCACAGCUUCUUUGGCGCAGCACAUAAGUGAUGUCUUUAGGGCUGGAGCUCGUUGGACUGGUGCUAUGCGUGGUCGGCUGGCUGUUGGCCAUCGUGGCUUGCACUCUCCCCAUGUGGAGGGUCACAGCCUUCAUCGGCUCCAACAUCGUGACCGCUCAGAUCAUCUGGGAUGGUUUGUGGAUGUCCUGUGUGGUCCAGAGCACGGGACAGAUGCAGUGUAAAGUCUACGACUCCAUGCUGGCCCUUUCCCAGGACCUCCAGGCGGCGAGAGCCCUGACCGUGAUCUCCAUCCUUCUCACCAUCCUGGCUGUGCUGGUGUCCAUCGGAGGAGCGAAGUGCACCAACUGCAUCGAGGACGAGUCGUCCAAAGCCAAAGUCAUGAUUCUGGGAGGGGUCCUCUUUAUCGUGGCCGGGGUGAUGCAGCUGAUUCCCGUGUCCUGGUCCGCCAACAGUAUCGUCAGGGAUUUCUACAACCCUCUGCUCCCUGACGCUCAGAGACGGGAGCUCGGGGCAGCGCUCUACAUCGGCUGGGCAUCCGCAUCGCUCUUGAUCAUGGGGGGCUCGUUGCUCUGCUGUUCUUGCCCUCAACAGGAGGACAAGAAAUUCAACCCGUCUAGAAUGCCGUACCCCGCGUCUCGCUCCACAGCUGGUGGUGGGUAUGACAGAAGAGACUACGUAUGAAACCAUGAAAGCGGACCUCUGAAUUUACUGGUGAAACGGUUGACACGAGGGCAUCGUUUUUCGUGGUAAAAGCGAAAAUCUGCCGCUCAGACUCCAUGAUGAGGGAACUCCAAGUUUGAUGACGUUUUUAUGUACUUUUGUGUUGUUGGUCUAUGCUCUUGGCUUUUUAGAGACAUAUGGACAUUAUGGUGAUAGUGACAUAAGAUUGUCUAAGUGAAUUUUCAACAAAGCAUCGUUUUUGUAGGUUAAGUGUAUAGAGCUGGCCUUCCCUUUGAGAAGCUUACACAAACAGACUUUUGCUUCUUUAAAAGUUUUUGUACAUGCAGCUUUUAUGAGUUAAUAAUUAUUUGUCACAAUGCAGAUUACGGGACAGAUUUAAGAUACUGCUGAAAAUGUGGCUGACCUACAACCUUUAUAUUUAUAGACUAUUUAACCAAAACAGUUGAUUUAAAACCCCAAAAGUACAUGUUGUGUCAAAUCAAUGUUUACUGUUCAUUGUCCUGUAUCUGGUUUCAAUGUUAGGACUAGUUGCACUAACCUGAUUUAGUUGUAGCUUUUGCCUUCAACGUUGUACGAUUUCUGUAUUGUUCAUUUAUAAUCCAACAUUCGCUGUCGAUUGUAAAUGUUUCAUACUGUUAUUUGUGUUUCAUACUUAUUUAUACAGUACUGUAUUUUUAUCCAGGACUCCUGCUCAAGUUUUGAAAUGAGCAAUGUUGCUAAAUCAAUCUUCCACGCUCAUUGUUAUUGUGUCAUUGUUACACUUCAUUUCGUAUUCUUAAAUUAAAACCAUUUGUCAACUUGUAAG